GGGCGUCCAAGUCUCCGAGAAAGAGUCAAUCAUCGUCCUUCAGUCACCUGAGGAAGCGAAGGAAUGAUUGACCAUCUGACCAUCUGCAUCAUCAAGAUGGCACUUCCGAUCCCAUUCCGAUCCUUCGCCAGCACGUCAAGGAAACAAGGAAGGGAGGGAGGAGGAGUACAUGGCGCACCAUUCGGCGUCGACGACGUGGAAAAGCGCAGCGUCUUAUCAAGAUUGGGGCUACCGGAAUCCGGACCUUGGGGGAAUGAGAAUGUCGUCUUAUGUAUGGACUGCAGAAAUCUGCACUCUCCAAAGCUUCUUCUUCUCCUACGCCUCCUCCUCCUCCUUCUCUUACAGCCCCCGUUGGCCCCCUCUUUAAGGACAGAAGGCUGAACCCUCACAGAUACUCUUUUGUUUCCUUCUGAAGCACAAGGAAACAAAAUCUCUCUCGGGCGCGAGCGAGCGGGCGAGCGGGCGGCAUAUCUAAGUUUUAAAUUUGACUGCUUGCCACCUUACGUUGUCAGAAUCACUCGCUCAAAGCAAGAAGGAGGAAGAGGACGAGGUGGAGGAGGAGGAGAUUCAGUGCUCGUGCCGAUCUCCGUUCGUCGAAGAAAGCUUUUCACCUCAGCGCUUGGUGAACGAUUCUCUCCAUCGUUGACCUUCUUUCCCACCUCGUCAGCUUGUGCAAACGCAUCGAGCGCCGCUACUGAGCAAACUGCUGACACCACGACAUCGAGAAAAACGAGCAGCGCACGAAAGUCCCCAUCGAUUUGAGGUCAGGUCAGGUCAGGUCAGUCGGUCGGGUCAGGUCGGGUGACUUGGGUCGACUACCCUCUGUCCCGCCUCCGCCCGUGGCGAUGGAGUGGAAAGAUAAGAGGUGCAAAAAGGACGCAGAUUUGCGGUGAAUGGAAGGCAAGAAGAAAGGAAAGAAGAAAGCGGAGGCUAAACAUAGAAAAAGGCGUUGUCUUGGAAGAGUAUAAAGUGCAUAUUCUCGUGGCAAAGAAGUGGAAAAAUUCGUACUUAGCCUCGAGAGUUUCAGAUCAGGUCAAGAACGGGGCGAAGAGCUCCGGAUUUCUGUUGGACAUGAUCCAUCAUUCGCCUCAGCGCCUAGCGGAGGAGUAGAGUGCUGGGUCUCCUUGGGCUCUCUUCUUUCUUAUCCGGUGGUACCCGAGUUUGGGGAAUCUUUUUGGAAGACCACCGCGUGCUGCUCUGCUCUUUUCAAAUUGUCUAAUUUCGUUCGGGAUCGUGCUCAUGGCUCGCGCUUGUCGAUUCUGUUGAAAGUAUCUCGCGGUGUCUCCCGAGUCGCGGGGAAGACCUUUUGUUGAUCGAGAAGGUUGGAGACAUGCAUCAGAAAAGAAAGCUUCAGCAAUGCAAAACCGGAACUUCGUCUGGUCGCUUUGACCGACGACCCAUGACGAGCCGGAGAGGGUUGAAGCGACGGUUUGUGUGCUGCUUUUUCCAAUCUUGAAAUUCCUACACGACCCUGACUUCGACAUGGAUGCAACUCUCUCCCACCCUCGCCCCAGUGCCCUGAGUCCAGUUUGUGGGCUGAACAUCUGUAUGUUGUUGGGCUCGCGUCUGUCUCAGGUAGCCACUAGCCAGCUCGCGAGGCCGCCCUACAGCCGUGCGCAAGUGGUUGACUAGCCUUUAAGGGGUUGAAUGUAUUGGAAGGAAGUUAAAUCGGAGCGACAGAGGGGGCCAAGAAUUUGUGUAGGAGCUUAUCUCGAAUCUUGCCGACAUUUUGUGCUCAGGUUCCUGUCAGCUCGCCGUCUGGACCAGCGGCGGUGACUUGUGGUCCAACUUACAGUCCCGGUCUGAAGAUAGAUCGGAAAAGGCAUGACGAUGCCUCACUUUGCGCGGUGGAAACGAAUCAGAAGACAAACUUCGAGUGUAUCGGGAAUGACAAAGAUAUGUAGUGCACAUAGGUAUACUUCUUCUUGGAGACAAUUGAAGGAAAUGCUAGCAGGCAAACGAAGAAGGAAAUUGCCAAAGGUGGAUAUGAUAGACCAUGCUGCACUUGAAAUUGAUAUUCAAAUCAGUGGCUGUUUUCUUUCUUAUGGUGUGAUGGAUGGAGUAUCCGGAGUGAACAUCAAGAUUGAGGCUAUUGCCCAUCAAUUCGAUUCUUCACAACUAGAAACCACCAGAACUGUGAAGCUAGCCAAUGGAGCUAGGAUGGUGCUAGUGGAAUCUUUGAGUAGGGUCCCAACUCUUAUAGGUGGCAAACAUAUCUUGCUAAAUUACAUGAUCAUGAGACUAGACAUGUCAUCUACUUAACUAGUGCUAAUUGACAGGCUCAUGUUGUAUGGAGCUAAGGUGACUAUUGAUUGGAAGAAGAAUGAGUUCAUAUUCAAAAAGAAUCAAUAAUAGUGUCUUAGAGAAAGGUGGAGCAUGAAGGG
Molecule: messenger RNA, 2384 nt
Organism: Marchantia polymorpha subsp. ruderalis
Lineage: Eukaryota; Viridiplantae; Streptophyta; Marchantiopsida; Marchantiales; Marchantiaceae
Source: the annotation of a GenBank genome assembly